AUGCUGCUCCGGGACCUGGUGCUGCGCGGAGGCUGCUGCUGGCCCUCACUGCUGCUGCACUGCGCGCUCCACCCGCUCUGGGGCUUCGUGCAGGUGACUCACGGUGAGCCCCAGAAGUCCUGCUCCAGGGUGACUGACAGCUGCCAACACAUCUGCCAGUGCCGGCCACCUCCCCCUCUGCCCCCGCCGCCCCCGCCCCCACCGCCUCCCAGACUCCUCUCAGCCCCACCUCCCAACUCCACCUCGUGUCCCGCCGAGGAGAGCUGGUGGUCGGGGCUGGUGGUCAUCAUUGCGGUAUGCUGUGCCUCCUUGGUGUUUCUGACUGUGCUUGUCAUCAUCUGCUACAAAGCCAUCAAAAGGAAACCACUGAGAAAGGACGAAAACGGCACGAGUGUCACUGAGUACCCCAUGGCCUCCUCCCAGAGCAACAAAGGGGUGGACGUGAACAACGCAGUGGUGUGA
Molecule: messenger RNA, 462 nt
Organism: Trichechus manatus latirostris (Florida manatee)
Lineage: Eukaryota; Metazoa; Chordata; Mammalia; Sirenia; Trichechidae
Gene: PRIMA1
Product: proline rich membrane anchor 1
Exons: 4
Coding region: 1-462 (153 amino acids)
Source: RefSeq, a predicted model, not a curated record